Messenger RNA from Haliotis rubra (blacklip abalone), 7325 nucleotides. RefSeq lists its product as uncharacterized. The transcript has 3 exons. The coding region runs from base 334 to 4641 and encodes 1435 amino acids. The record is from RefSeq and is a predicted model, not a curated record. Lineage: Eukaryota; Metazoa; Mollusca; Gastropoda; Lepetellida; Haliotidae.
GUUUUCGAAUCUACCGAGAAAACAUGGCUGCCAAAAUGUAUUGCAAGCUGUGAUUUUCAGUCAUUGUUUGGGUGAUGCAUGUCUUUGAUGCAAUAUUGAUACGCCUGAUGCUGUACUGAACCAUAUGGAAUUGGGGUCGGGGUGUUUAAGGUUUCAAGACAAAAUGGAUGAAGUAAUUAUAUGAAUGUGAAAACACAGUCAUAAUUUAUAUCUCAUUUCUCUAUACUCAUUUGUGACUGUCCAUAGUCUCAGCUCAUUACAAAGGCUUCUGACUGAGUUUUUAAAAAAUGUACUGAUUAACAGAUUCACUGUUACUCAGGAAAACUGAUAAUCAUGACUGAAGAAGAAGGGAAAGGUCUCAUUGCCACUGAGAAGACCUUUGAAGAACUUGCUAGGGAAUACUUGGGAGACACUGUAGGGUCUGGUACAGAUGAUGCGGAUCUGGAUGAACUGGCAGACAAGUAUUUGACAGACUUGGACACAUCUCCUGACUCAGCAUUGAAGACAUACAGUUCAGACUGCAGCAAGGUUGUGUCGGAGAAACCAGCCUCAUCCAGUGAAAUGACAGAAGAUGCUGCAGUGACACUAGUUCUUCCCACUGCUUUGGAUUCUCCCAACAAGAGGAAGUCUCCAGGUUCUCCUUCAUCACCUGAUAGGAAACAGAGGAAAACUGGGAUUCUUGAAAUGAAGGAUGGGACCAAAGAGAAACUCAGUGCCACAGUUUCACCAACAGUAACAAGUACAAAUAACAGUAAUGCAGCACCUGAAACUGAAGGAACACAAGAGGGAGACAAAGAUGAAAUGGCUAAACAAGUGGGAAAAAAGUCUUUGUCAGGUAGACCCAAAACAAAAGAGUACCAUUCAGGUGGUCUGAGGCGCAGUAAUGACACAAGACACCAACGGGACAAAUAUUCCAGGGAUGCUGCUAGUAGAUACACUAUGUCAGGACAGAGAGAACAGGGUAGGAGAGGGCUUCUGGGACACUGUCCUCCCAGCCUUAAUGUUAUGGCCAGACCGGAGAACCAGAACAGGAAUGGACCAAGAGGAGGUAGUCAUGAUCAGAAUACAUCAAGAUGGAACGGUGAUCGAUUAGCUUUGGAUGCUAGUUGCAACGAGGGGCCCUGGGGAGAAAAAAGAGAAAUUGGUAGGACAGAAUCAAAUUUUGAGCAUCCUUUCCAAGACAAGUUUGGAAAUAGUGAUGGAAGAAAACCUUUUCAUAGAACAGCUCUUCAUAGAAAUGAAUAUGUGCCUUCUGACUUGUACAGGAGGGAUGGUUUGUUAGAUCGUCCACCUCAACCAUCAUUCAAUAGGGAUGAGAAUAGUCGGAGAAAUGGUCUGUUAGAUCCUCCACCUCAACCAUCAUUCAAUAGGGAGGAGAAUAGUCGGAGAAAUGGCCUGUUAGAUCCUCCGUCUCAACCAUCAUUCAAUAGAGAUGAAAAUAGUCGGAGAAAUGGUCUGUUAGAUCCUCCACCUCAACCAUCGUUCAGUAGGGAUGAGAAUAGUCGGAGAAAUGGUCUGUUAGAUCUUCCACCUCAACCAUCCUUUGGAAAUGAUGAGAAUUUUCGGAGAGAUGGUCUGUUGGACCCUCCUCAAAAUCCAUUCAGUAGGGAUGAGAAUUUCAGAAGAGAUGGUCUGCUAGACCCUCCUCAACCACCUUUCAGUAGGGAUGAGAAUUAUCGGAGAGAUGGUCUGUUGGACCCUCCUCAACCAUCAUUCAAUAGGGAUCAGAAUAUCAGGAGAGAUGGCACUUUUGAUCCUCAAGCAUUUUUCAGUAGGGAUGAGAUAUGUAGGAGAAAUGGCCCAGUUGACCAGCCUCAACCGCCAUUCAAAAGAGAUGAGAAUUUUCGCAGAGAUGGUCUGUUAGACACUCCUCAAGAGUCUUUGAAUAGGAAUGAAAAUUUUAGGAGAGAUGCUCUGUUAAACCCUCCUCAAGAGUCAUUGAAUAGGAAUGAAAAUUUUAGGAGAGAUGCUCUGUUAAACCCUCCUCAAGAGUCAUUGAAUAGGAAUGAAAAUUUUAGGAGAGAUACUUUGUUAAACCUUGGUCAACCACCAUUCAAUAUGGAUGAGAAUUUUCGCAGAGAUGGUCUGUUAGACCCUCCUCGGGAGUCAUUCAAUAGGGAUGAGAAUUUCAGGAAAGACCAUCUGUUAGAUCCUCCAAGACCAUCAUUCAGUAGGGAUGAGAAUUUUAGGAGAGAUGGUUUGUUAGACCCUCCUCAAGAAUCUUUGAAUAGGAAUGAAAAUUUGAGGAGAGAUGCUUUGUUAGACCCUCCUCAACCUCCAUUCAAUAGGGAUGAGAAUUUUCGCAGAGAUUGUCUGUUAGACCCUCCUCGGGAGUCAUUCAGUAGGGGUGAGAAUUUCAGGAAAGACCAUCUGUUAGACUCUCCUCAACCACCAUUCAGUAGGGAUGAGAAUUUUAGGAGAGAUGGUUUGUUAGACCCUCCUAAACCUCCAUCCAAUAGGGACGAGAAAUUUCGCAGAGAUGGUCUGUUAGACCCUCCUCAAGAGUCAUUCAAUAGGGAUGACAAUUUCAGGAGGGACCACCUGUUAGACCCUCCAAAACCACCUUUUAAUAGGGAGGAGAAUUUUCGCAGAGAUGGUCUGCUAGACCCUCCUAAGGAAUCUUUGAAUAGGAAUGAAAAUUUUAGGAGAGAUGCUCUGUUAGACCCUCCUCAACCAGCAUUCAGUAGGGAUGAGAAUUUUAGGAGAGAUGGUUUGUUAGACCCUCCUCAACCUCCAUUCCAUAGGGAUGAGAAUUUUCGCAGAGAUGGUCUGUUAGACCCUCCUCAACCACCAUUCAAUAGGGAUGAGAAUUUUCGCAGAGAUUGUGUGUUGGACCCUCCACAACCACCAUUCAAUAGGGACGAGAAUUUUCACAGAGAUGCUCUGUUAGACCCUCCUCGAGAGUCAUUCAAUAGGGAUGAGAAUUUCAGGAGAGACCAUCUGUUAGACCCUCCAAAAUCUUUUAAAAGGGAUGAGAAGUUUCAGAGAGAUGGUCUGUUGGACCUUCCUCAACCACCAUGUCAUAGGGAUGAGAAUUUGAGGAGAGAUGGUCUGUUAGACCCCCCUCAAGAGUCAUUGAAUAGGAAUGAGAAUUUUAGGAGAGAAGGACUUUUAGAUCCUCAACCAUCUUUUCAUAGGGAUGAGAAAUUCAGAAGAGAUGCUCUGUUGGCUCCUCCUCGUGAGUUAUUGAAUAGGAAUGAACAAUUUAGGAGAGAUGCUCUAUUAGACCAUCCUCAACCACUGUUUAAUAGGGAUGAGAAUUUUCAGAGAGGUGGUCUGUUAGACCAUCCUCAACAGCUGUAUAUAAGGGACAAGAAUUUUCAGAGGGAUGGUCUGGUAGAUCCUCCUCAAGAGUCAUUCAAUAGAGAUGAGAAUAUCCGGAGAGAUGGCCUGUUAGAUCCUCCUCAACCACCAUUCAAUAGGGAUCAGAAUAUCAGGAGAGAUGGCCUGUUAGAUCCUCCUCAACCACCAUUCAAUAGGGAUCAGAAUAUUAGGAGAGAUGGUCUGUUAGACCCUCCUCAACCAUCCUUCAGUGGGGAUGAGAAUUUUCAGAGAGAUGGUCUGUUAGACCCUCCUCAACCACCAUUCAAUAGGGAUCAGAAUAUCCGGAGAGAUGGCCUGUUAGAUCCUCCUCAACCACCAUUCAAUAGGGAUCAGAAUAUCAGGAGAGAUGGUCUGUUAGACCCUCCUCAACCACCAUUCAAUAGGGAUCAGAAUAUUAGGAGAGAUGGUCUGUUAGACCCGCCUCAACCACCCUUCAGUGGGGAUGAGAAAUUUUGCAGAGAUGGCCUGUUAGACCCCCCUCAACCUCCAUUAAAUAGGGAUGAGAAUAUCAGGAAAGAUGGUCUGUUAGACCCUUCUCAACCACCGUUCAAUAGGGAUGACAAUUUCAGGAGAGGUGGUCUGUUAGACCCUCCUCAUCCAUCAUUGAGUCUGGAUGAGAAUAUGCAGCCUCAGUUGGUAGCUAAUACCUUAUACCAAACAUUUGCUUGGGAUGAGAACAUGCAGGCCAUGUUGUUCAACAGAACAGAUAAUCAACUGGAUACCCCACACCCACCCAUAACAUAUGAUGAGAAUGACAGAAGAGAUGCUCAACUAGAUCCCCUACAGCCAACACUUAGGGAUGAGAGCCAGAGAGAUGGCCUGUUACCUCCCCCUCUCCCAGUAUUCAGUGGGAAUGAGCCCACACCAAACAGAAGAGGUCUGUUAGAUCCCCCUAUUGCCAUGACUCUCAGUGGAGAUAUGUGUCAUUUUGAUAACAGACGUGAUGAUUAUGGACACCUGGCAUGCAGAUCACAACCUAAACCUCAUCUUCCAAGAGGUGAACAAGGCAAUGGUGGACAGUCAGUGAAUCAGGGGCCUCAACCUGUGCAUGUUAUAGAGCCCCCCACAGCAUCUUGCAGUGUACAAGCAGAACAGAGGAAGGAUGCAAGGAAACCUAGAGCGUUCAGACGAGGUGUGAGUGUACAUGAAUUUGUUACGAAGGUAGUAUUGACUACAUUCAGCACUACUAGAAGUGCUACAUUGACAGCUGGAAAAUAUAGUGUUCCAGUGAGCUGUAAGUCAGCUGUUCCCCCAGAAAUCAACUUUGAACUGUUAAAAAACUUCCAAGGAGUAUUCAAAAGGCAAACACUGUGUUAAUAGACUGUCAGCAAUGGCUUGCCAGAGGUAUGACACCAUUAAUUACACAAGUAAAUAUGUUCGGCAAAGCACCUCAGACUCCAGCUGAGGUUUGUCGGAGAACGACUGAUUCAUUGAGGAUUUUAGCCUGUACCUGUGUCAAUAUCUCCAAAGGGAGACGACUGCUGAUGAGAUGUCACCUUCCAGAAAAAUAUGGAAUCUUGUGCAGAAUGUCCAAUUCUAUCACUAGCUCUUUGUUUGGUGAUAAAGUUGAUGAAGAUAUUCAUUCAAUACAGAUGGGAACCUCUAAGAUCAAAAUGCUAACUGGACCCAAUGAAGAGACACACAUUCCAAAAGUUAAGACUGAUCUUCUUCGUGAUGAAAACAUUGAUGAAAAUGUAGCCAGUAUGGUCAACUUGGCAUGCACAAAAGAGGGAAUUGUGAAAGAUUUGCGAGAAAAAUAUAAGAUACCUUCUAACCUGAACUGCAUGAUACCCCCAAAGCUAAACCCGGAGAUAUCUAGUAUGCUUCCUGUGGCUUGUGUGGACUUGGACACCAAGCUCCAAGAUGUCCAGUUGUCCACAUCUGAAGCUAUGGUGCCUGGUGUCUACUUGCUGGAGAGAAUACAUGAGAAGAUGUAUAAUGACAGUGAGGCUUUGAAGAUGCUGACUGAUGCCUUAGCUCUCUUGGGAGAUGCUAUGUUUCAGUAUAAUAACCUACGGAUGGAACUCUUUAAGGAGAACCUGCCAUUGCAGCUUCAGCAAGAGUGUGUUUGGAGUAGUACAGAGGAUGAGAGUAUGGUUCCAGAUUGUGAAAAAUGAGCUAGUCAAUGUUUGGGUCAAAAAGAAGAGGGUGAGUUCAUGAGAGAUGUCACAGGAAAGAUUAUUUUAUGCAGACAGAUGAGAUUAGGAAAAAGAUGUAGGAAAGGUGAAAGCUACAGAUGAGGUUAGAUGAAGGGGGACAGAUGAGGUUGGGAUGAAGGUGUGCAUGAGGUUAGAUGAAGGGGGACAGGUGAGGUUAGGGUGAAGGUGUGCAUGAGGUUAGAUGAAGGGGGACAGGUGAGGUUAGGGUGAAGGUGUGCAUGAGGUUAGAUGAAGGGGGGACAGGUGAGGUUAGGGUGAAGGUGUGCAUGAGGUUAGAUGAAGGGGGACAGGUGAGGUUAGGGUGAAGGUGUGCAUGAGGUUAGAUGAAGGGGGGACAGGUGAGGUUAGGGUGAUGGUGUGCACGAGGUUAGAUGAAGGGGGGACAGGUGAGGUUAGGGUGAUGGUGUGCAUGAGGUUUGAUGAAGGGAAAUGAGCAGAAAAUGUGGUUGUAGGAAACGUGUGGGAACAGGAAAGUGAUAUGGGUACAGGUGAUGUUAGCAGAAGGGGAAAGUUGAGGUUAGAGGUAAGGUGUACUUGAGGUUAGAGUUUUCAGGUAGGUGAGGUUAGAUGAAGGAUGUCAGUGAGGUUAUCAAAUUUAAACUUUAAAAAAAAUGAAUGCUUGUGAUACAUGGAAAGGAUUAACUGUAAAAAGAAAGUAUUUGUUUCUAUUGUAAUUUUUAGUCAUUGCAGCUUUUUGUUUAGAGUUGUGUCCCUUAGGUUGCAGGAUGCACUGAUUGCGAUUUGAUAAUAGGAACCACACCCAAAUUUCAGUUCUUUGCCAGUUUAUUGUCAUCAUUUAGUUACCGGUAUCCUGUUGCGUCUUUGUGUGAAACAUACAUCCAGUCGACAUUCAGCCCCCUAUUCCACAAAGGUGUUCAUAGAGCUAUGAUAGUCAUGAGUUGAUUAAGGGAGUUACAACAGUCAUAGUUUUAUGAUCUUGUGAAUCAUUGCUGUUUCCUGGUGUGAUUCUUUAUCAUGCCAUCUAUGUGUGAAAUGUGGAUCAGAUGCACAGUGCUUGGCCUUGCUGAUAAUGUGUUGUAUCCACAUGUAUGAAUGUCUUAAACAUUUAUUUCUCUGUAUGUACAUUAUAUGAAACUUGUUUCUCUCCUUUGAUAUUGACAUGAUUUUGUUAAUAUAUGAUGUUAACAUCAGGGAUGGCAACAGGAAAUCUAUUUUCAGCUGAAAACUUAAUAUUGUGUCAUCGAAUGGGUCAUUUGAAUUGAUCAAUUUGAAAUAAAAUAGUCGGAAAUCCGCAGAUCAGCGGAAAAUUGCCAUCCCUGUAAUAUUGGCUACAUUUUAAUAUUUAGACUAUUCAUGUUCUUGAGGGAGAAUUGAAAUUUGUCGAUAGAUAAACAUGGUUUGUAUAUAUUGUCUGUGUUAAAGUAGUCAUGAUUAACAUUGGAAUGUACAAGAAUACAGGAAUGAAACACUUAAUGAUUUUUCCUGGUGCAGAAAUGAGUUUAAUGUGCUCCAAAUUUUGUAUGGCAAUGUAUGUUGUCUUUUACAUCAUUUAUGGAAAGCUUUAUCAAGUAAUGCUUUUACGGCAAAGUUAACAGUUCAGCAGAGACAAGAAUAUUCUUUUUAGAGUUAAUUUCAUGCAAUGAUUCUCAUAUAGAUUUUGAAAGAAAUAUGGGAAUCUCUAACAUCAAGUCUUUGUUUAGGAUUUCUUCCAUCUGCAAAAGUGCUGAUGAAAUUUUAGGCACAUCCCCACAGCUCUCUAGCGAUACUUUGUGAAACUGAAAUGCUGUCGAAAGGGGCCUUAAUCUAUUACUCAGGAAGACCACUCAACACACUUGUAUUCCAUUUCCUUGUUUUCUUUUCAUAUUAAACAUUAAUUGUGAA